Messenger RNA from Aspergillus brunneoviolaceus CBS 621.78, 1766 nucleotides. RefSeq names its product NAD(P)-dependent alcohol dehydrogenase. The coding region runs from base 456 to 1595 and encodes 379 amino acids. The transcript has 3 exons. NCBI's taxonomy places the organism in Eukaryota, Fungi, Ascomycota, Eurotiomycetes, Eurotiales, Aspergillaceae. The record is from RefSeq and is a predicted model, not a curated record. Gene Ontology annotation, molecular function: oxidoreductase activity; zinc ion binding.
CGGAGCUUUCAUCAAAGCUAGAUCAGAUUUGCAAGACCUAUGCCGGUGUUAUUCCAACUCAUGAUUGGCAUGCGCGGAAGAGCUUCACACCUUAACUGUGUAGGGGAAGCGGUAGAGGCAACUAGAGCGGUGAUAAACAGCUGCCACCAGCCCACAUCUACGUUCUGUAGGCAGCUAGCUAUGUACAACUGUACGAGACUACUAGUAAUGAUUUCACAUCAGCCAAUCAGAUUGCCAAGCAAGUAGGACAUGCAAGGUCAUCUCCGUGCAACCUCGGUGCAGAUCCCCGCGUCGGCGCCAACUGCGCACUUGGGAGUGAUACCCCGCUUUCGCCCUCGAGUCCUACUCUUACGGGCGCAUUCAAUCGACUACAGCCUACGAGAACCCCUACCUCUACCCCCCUACGAAUUACAAUCACAGAGACGACAGCACAAGAGACAUCCACCGACAACAAGAUGACCCUGCCCGAACCGAUCACGACCGCCGCCCUCUUCCUCCACGAGCUCCACGGCCCCCUCGUCUGGGAAACCCUGCAGAUCCCCUCGCUCGCGCCCGACGAGAUCGCCGUCGACAUCCACGCGACGGGCAUCUGUCACACGGAUCUGAUGCUCAUGAGCGGUGAACUACCCAGUCCCCAGCCGGGGGUCUUCGGGCACGAAGGAGCAGGAACAAUCCGCCAAACCGGCGCAGCCAUCACACACGUCCGCCCCGGCGACCACGUCCUCCUCUCCUUCGACUUCUGCACGCGCUGCGCCAACUGCACCGCCAAGCACCCGGCCUACUGCGCCGCGUUCGCGCUGCUCAACACGGCGGGCCACCGCGCCGACGGCUCCUCGCCCCUACAGACCGCAACCGGCGGAGCAGUCUACUCCAAGUUCUUCGGGCAGUCGUGCUUCAGCCGCGUCGCGGUUGUCGGUGGACGCUGCGCGAUUCCUGUUUCUUCGGGGUUGGAUCUGAGGGUGUUGGCGCCGUUGGGGUGCGGGAUGCAGACCGGGGCUGGGGCGGUGGUGAAUGUCCUGCGACUGCGGGCUGGACAGAGCGUUGCGGUGUUUGGGACGGGGGCUGUGGGGUUAGCGGCUGUUAUGGCUGCGAGGAUUGUGGGCGCGGAGGUGAUUGUUGCGGUGGAUGUGAGAGAGGAGCGGUUGCGGAUGGCGAGGGAGCUGGGGGCGACACAUACUGUUAACCCUGCUGCGCUGCAAGAGGGUAACGGGGUGGUCGGAGCGAUUCAGGCGGUGACGGGUGGGCUCGGGGUGCAGUUUGCGGUCGAGUGUUCGGGCGUGCCGGCGGUUGUCCCGUUGAUGCUGGCGGCGCUGCGGGCGCGCGGGCGCGCGGUCUCGGUGGGCGCCGCGGGGAUCACGGAGGAGGUGCGCUUCAAUCUGUUUGCUCAUUUGAUGGGCGGGAAGGAGUAUGUCGGUUGUAUUGAGGGGGAUGUCUAUCCGCCGGAGUUUGUGCCAUGGCUGGUCGAGCGGUAUGCCCACGGCGAAUUCCCCGUCGAUAAGCUGGUCAGGGUGUACAAGGUCCGGGAUUAUGAGGAGGCGUUUGCUGAUGUUCGUGAGGGGAAGGUAAUCAAGGCGGUGCUGGAUUGGACGGAGUAAGCCUGUGUAUCGCGAGAAUGGCAAUUUGCGUUGAGUCGAGUAGUACAAUCCCCAGCUGAAGGGGGAGCGGUUGGGAAGUGUUGCAGUGUGAGAGUUGAGUCGGGGUUCUGCGCAGGUGGCAUGAUUCGGAUGCCACCCACGGGAUUUGAUGAUGAUACGAGGGGAGGCCUG